Molecule: messenger RNA, 3737 nt
Organism: Zeugodacus cucurbitae (melon fly)
Lineage: Eukaryota; Metazoa; Arthropoda; Insecta; Diptera; Tephritidae
Product: putative RNA polymerase II subunit B1 CTD phosphatase RPAP2 homolog
Exons: 5
Coding region: 62-553 (163 amino acids)
Cellular component (GO): cytoplasm; nucleus
Molecular function (GO): RNA polymerase core enzyme binding; RNA polymerase II CTD heptapeptide repeat phosphatase activity
Source: RefSeq, a predicted model, not a curated record
GUUGAUAUUCAAGUGCUCGAAAGAAAAAUGCUAUUUUGAGCCGAUAUUUUCCGAUAAAUAAAUGCAUCGAUGUUUAUUUGUAUUUGUAUUCCAAUCCACAUCUCUAAAAAGUAACAUGCAGAAGUCAAGUCGUCAUCGGCUCAGUGAAGAACAGCUUUUUAAAGCUAUACAGAAGAAAAAGGAAUGUAAUGCAAAGGCACAAAAAAUAGUUGAGUCGUUCUUAGAAAGGAACAUUGAAAGAGAUUAUUUCCUAACUCAGCUGAAAGAUAUCAACCAAAGUCAUUACGACGACAUCGUGGAGGAGCGACACAUUCUUCUAUUAUGUGGCUAUCCCUUAUGUGAGAAAUUAUUGGAAAACGUGCCAUUGAAAAAAUAUCAAAUAUCUACAACAAUAAAUAAGGUAUACGACAUAACAGAUCGUAAAAAAUUUUGCAGCUCGCAUUGUUUCAAAGCGUCAGAGUUUAUAAAGUCGCAAAUAUUAGUGAGCCCGCUUUGGUUGAGACAACAUGAACAAAUUCCAGAGUUCAAAUUACUGGAUGAAACAAAUAUAUAAUUACACAUUUUUUAUUGAUAUGACAUGAUUUGAUCAUUAUAAACAAAUUAUUUAUUAUUUGCCUCUUAACCGUUCCACUGUGAUGGAAUUCUGUAAAAUUAAAUUAGCAGCGUAUAAAUCAAAUCUAAGUUUAGUACUUUAAUGUUUAAAGAAAGAUAAUUAUUAUAUUAAUCUGAUGACAUCAUUUUAUUGAUGACAAUUAAUGUUAAAUUUAUAAUUGCGAUAGGACAAUGUUUCAUAUACAUAUUAGAGUGUAAAGCUCCAGUUACCGAUGCUUGACUUGACUCAGCUUCAAAAAAUUUGGCUUGGAAAACUUAGUUGCAGUUAUACUUCACACAACUUCAACUUCAGCUGUUAUUAUUAUAGUUUCUGGGUAGAGUUUGCCAGAUGUUCAGAUUUAGCUUUAAAACUAAGUUUUUUUUAAUUAAAAUAUCACCAAGAUUGAAGAUUUUAAAACUAGUAUACAAAAAAAAACUUCACUAUUAGGAAAUCUGUGAACACGUUAAGAUUUUCUGUUUGAAAGAAAACUCUUUAAUAAAUACAUCCCUACUAAUAUUAUAAAUGCGAAUGUAAGUUUGUUUGUUACGCUUUCACGCAAAAACUACUGAACCGAUCAUCAUGAAACUUUGUACAUAUACUCUUGAAGGUACUAGAAGCAACAUAGGGUACUUUAUAUUAAUAAAAAAUUUUUUACGAAAGAUAAAACAAUUGUUUGUCAAAAAAUGUAUUUUUUCCUCGACGAGACAAUAUGGAUGAUUUUGAGAAUGAAAUUGCACGAGAGCUAAAUUAUGAUUUCAUAGCACUGCAACAUCAAGUGACAGAAUUAGUUCCUCAAUUACUUCCAGAGCAAAAUCAUGUUUUCCAUCAAGUUUUACGUAAAAUAGACUCCGGUAGUGGUGGACUCUUCUUUCUCGAUGCACCAGGUGAAACUGGAAAAACGUUUUUACUAAACUUAUUAUUAAUGUCCGUCAGAAAAGACCAAAAAAUAGCAGUUGCCGUAGCUUCGUCAGGUAUUGCCGCGACGCUAUUAAACGGCGGUCGUACGCACAUUCCUUUUUAAAAUUACCAUUGAAUUUGGCACAGGAAGAUUCGCCAAUCUGUAAUUUUAGUAAAAAUAGUUCACGAGGUAGAAUGCUGCGAGAAUGCAAGCUUUUAGUGUGGGAUGAAAGUACAAUGUCUCACAAAAAGGCUAUAGAAGGUUUAAACCGGACCCUCCAGGACUUGCGAGAUAGUACAGAUAUAAUGGGAGGCAUGAUGGUUUUAUUGGCUGGAGAUUUCCGUCAAACCCUCCCAGUGAUUCAGAGGGGGACACCAGCAGAUGACGUGGAUUCAGGACUUUACGCAGAAAUGUUGUUGAAAAUUGGUGAUGGUUGAUUAGACGUUGACGCUGAAGGCUACAUAUCACUGUCAAGAGAAUUUUGUAAUUUAGUAAAAAGUGAUGUGGAUCUCAUUGCUAAUGUUUUUAAGGAAUUAAAACAAAAUUUGUGUAGUGAUCAGUGGUUGUGUGCAAGAGCAAUAUUAGCACCAAGAAAUGAAAUCGUUAAUAGGAUCAACACUGACAUUUUAAACGAAGUUCAGGGAGAAAUGAAGGAAUAUUUGUCAAUGGAUACAAUUAUGGAUUCGGAACUAAGUACUUCACAUCCUGUGGAGUUUUUAAAUUCACUUGAACUAUCGGGUGUACCGUCACAUAAACUUCAAUUGAAACUAAAUGUACCAGUAAUGCUUAUGCGAAAUCUAGAUGCUCCUAGGCUAUGUAAUGGAACAAAGCUUUGGAUAACAAAAUUGGGACAAAACAUACUUGAUGCUACUAUUUUAACAGGUGUCGGUAAGGGAAAUAGUGUUAUAAUACCUCGGAUACCAAUUAUUCCCACUGACUUUCCAUUCCAAUUUAAAAGGAUUCAGUUUCCCGUCAAGCUUAACUUUGCUGUUACUAUAAACAAGGCACAAGGACAAACAUUACAGGUAUCAGGAGUGCAUUUAGAAAACCCAUGCUUCUCUCAUGGUCAGCUUUAUGUAGCCUGUUCACGUGUAUCUAAUGCCAGGAAUUUACACAUACAUAUUUGCACGCGACAGGAAAACUUAUAACAUUGUCUACAAAAAUAUCUUAAAUUAAUACUUUGUAUUUUAUUUUUUUAAAUUGUUAGAAUUCAGAAUUAUUUAUUUGUGUGACGGUGAAAUAUAUUUUAACAUUUGUUGUUGCAUUUCAAUAAGCAUAUAUUAAAGUGUUGAAACUUCUGUCUGUAGUAAUUUUUAAAAAUUGUUGAUCUCAGCCAAACAAUCAAAUUUAGUUAUCAUAUUGACUCAUUUCUAUUAUUAUACCCUUACCCUUUAUCUCUCAUACUUAUUUAAUGUCUCCACUGCGGGCGAAGCCGCGGGUAAAAAGCUAGUAUAUGAAUAUAGCUUUGAGCAGAAUAGCACAAAAGAAACGUGCACGCGUAGUUCAGUUUUUCGAUAUUUAGAAUUGUUAGAAGAUGUAAUAAAUUGGAGCCAGCCAAGCGUAUAAAUGAUAGGCCCAUUAAACGGAUCUUUUAUGUGACAGUUCUCAAGUCUCUCUAGGUCAAGUCAAGCAUCGGUAACUGGAGCUUAAAAUGAAACUGAAAUCAUGUAACUUAAGAUUGAAUUAGUUGUGCCACAAUUAUGCCAAACAGCUGAUCCAACUAAUAGAUAUAAAUGAAUGGAAUACACAUCAUUUUCAUACGUAUUACUGCUGCUUUCCGAUAAAUUUUGUAUUUCCACCAUAUGAAUUGACAUAUUUCGGGAUAUAUAUCAGGAUUAUUAUUUUUGUAUUGGUUUUUUUAGAUAGUGGUAUUCAAGAAGAAAUAAAACGCAUAUAUUUAAUGUUAUGGCAAAAAAAUGUAUGCUUUGUUAUAAUUUUACUCGAAUAUAUUUCAGCCAACGGGCUCAAUUUUCGACAACUUUCUGCAGCAAACGUUGUUUCGGAGUAAGCAUAUUCAUUAUGAAAUGGCAGACCAAACUGAAUACAAAUCAACAGCUGUCAAAAAAUCUACUGGGGUUGCACUCCGGGAGUGCAGGCAGAAGUGAAAACUUGAGCACUUUUUUGGGUGGACAUUUUUAGGUGUGCUCGCGACAUUAGAAAUUGUACAUAAAACAUCAAGUUUAUCAAAGCAAUGUGGUCACUUUUUGAAUGGACAUGAAGUAUAAUAAUAUAGAAAUUAUUUUCGAA